UUUUGCCAUGCCAUAAAUAGAAAGCUAGACAUUUCAUCCCAGUUUGGCUUGUUCUUGGAACUUCUUUCUCCAAGAGUAGAUAAAUUUGGUUGGACACAUGGAUUUGUAAAAGUCUGUAUCAGCCGAAGGCCCUCCUUUGAAUGAGAUUGGCUGAUUUCGAUCUUGAUUCUUUCCUUUUUGUUCUUUCAAUUGAAGGAAAUAAAAAUAGAACAGGCUUAAACUGAUUUAGACUUUUAGUGUGCUACUGUUUUUCUGUAAUUUGUUUAAAUCUACUUCCUCCAAACAGAUACCGAUGGUGACCAAUCAUCGUUGGGUUGCCUUUAUCCAUCGAUGCAAAUCUUGUGGGAGGUCAGACACCGAGGGGGUUUCUCUUGUCCUCACUGACUCUCUCUUUUUUUUUUUUAACUGAUACUUUGUUUGCAGACAUUUUUCUGUGCAUCUUUAUGGAGCACAUCACACUAGUACUCUUAUGUGAAGAGAGGAAGUGCACCACAACAGGUCUAGAGAAGGUAACAAGAUGGAAAUUGUGAAGGGGAUGAAGUGCAAAACUCGAACCUCACCUGCUACUUUGCAAGUUUAGCUUUCUUACAAUGUUGUCAUGUCUGGGGAAGGCAAGAUGGUGAUGCCCAACAACAACCGUAGACAGAACGCGCGGAACUUCAUCGCACAUCCUGGUGUUUAUCUGCCGACAGAUCAGAGGCCUCGCUUCGUUUGGCCAUCACACCUUUACAGGUGUAUUGUUAACCAACCUCCUGGUGCCGAUGAAGCUUUGAGAAGAAAUCAACAAAUGGCAUACAAUCCUUCGGUGGUAAAUGGCAGAUGAAGGCGAUGAUAUACAACAUAAUUGAAGCACAAACACAAGAAAUCCUCUCAUUCAUGGAAAAACAAACAUCCACAGAGAAACACGAAGUGACCAACGAAGGUGGAAAUGGAAGGCCUACAUUCUUAAAGCUAGAUCAAAAAGGAAAGAUGGAAGUACUGCUCAACAAUUUAACUGAAGACUGGACUGAAUCAUCUGGAGCUAAAGAUGACUAGAGCUGUGUGAUGCAUUCAGAUAAUAAAG
Molecule: messenger RNA, 1063 nt
Organism: Nymphaea colorata (pocket water lily)
Lineage: Eukaryota; Viridiplantae; Streptophyta; Magnoliopsida; Nymphaeales; Nymphaeaceae
Exons: 4
Coding region: 599-823 (74 amino acids)
Source: RefSeq, a predicted model, not a curated record